CAUUACGUCAGCGUCAGCUGUCAGCCCGGCGCUGCCCGGCAGCAGUCGCUGCUGCUGAGGCGAGAGGCCGGCCGCCAGUUCCGGGGCGUGUGAGUCUGAGGGGAAGGCGGGCUUCGGAGAGGAGAGAGAGAGAGAGAAAGAGAGCCCUCCUCUGUAGCGUUUAUCCCAGCUGUGAAGGAGUCCACUCCACCGUGAGCCGCUUCUUUUCUCCUCCGGCCCGUCUUGCCCUUGCGAUUGGUCUUAGAGCGCUAUAUCUCAUGGAUGGACUAUAGCUCAUGGAAGAGAAAAAUCAUAUCAGAACAACCUUGGUCUCCAGGUUACCAAAGUAUGGAACAAAACCUGCUGGGAAUAUCCUACAGACGGUUUCAAAUGGAACAGCUCUUAAUUUAUCAGGGAAUACUCAGAGCAUUGAUAAAAACUUCAGCAAGCACAAUGGCACUAUUAAUAUGUCUUCCUUCUCUUUUAAUUGGAGAAAAUCAAAUAAGUACCAACUGGCUGAUAAGAUCAGUAGUGAAUCUAGCUCCCAUACAAGUUCCAAUGAAAGACUGACUGAUUCUGAAAAGUGCCCCAAGUCUGACAGAACAAUUGGUAAAGAAGAGCUCAGGUUGGGUACACAAAACUCCUUUUCCAAAACAGCAAAACAAAAUAACAUGUUUGUUUCAUCUUCAGAAGAAUUAAACCAAAAGUCUUUGCCUGGACUUUCUAGCACAGCUACAUUUACCAAAAGUACAUUGUUAGGUAGGACUUCUUAUUCGGCACUUAACGCUCCAAAAUCUCACUUAAAUGGAAUUUGUGGAAAUCGGUCAACUGUAGGGUUGCAGAAGGGUAGAGGAAAUUGUACUGCCUCAAGGAGCAGCUCAGGGGAGAGUCUGUCAAUGUCAACAGACAAUGUUAAAUCUUCUUGCGAAAAAAUGAUUAGGUCACAAAGUUUUUCACAUUCCAUUCAAAGCUCUCUCGUGCCCCCUGCAUCCUUAACCAGGUCACACUCUUUUAAUAAAGCUGUGGAUCUUACAAGGCCUUAUCAAAACCAACACCUAGCUAUUAGAACAUCUCAGAGAUCAAAUCUGUUGUCAAGAAGUUUACGGCAGCUGGAUGUGCCCAAUGGCAAUGAACCUUUAAGGUAUGGGUUUGGUAGAACAUACUCUGCUUUAGUCCCCCCUGCUUUGAAGAAACAGCAACUAUCAAAUGGAUCUGGAGAGGCACCUUCUCUCAGAUUUAGGACAGGGCGGCCUUCAUUACUGAAGCCUAGCAAUCAGCAUUUGGGUAGAAAGAUCCCUGUGGAUGGAAGUACAAGUAAAGAUACUGGGAGCUAUGCAGUAGAGGACUCAGUUUCAAUAAAUAUUGCUGGGGGUAUUGGUGCAGGUGAUUGUGAAAGAACAAAAGAGGGAGAAAGUAAUUAUUAUAAUUUUGGAGAAAGUGGUUGUAAAAUAUGCAUGGAUGGCGAUGUGGAUGAAAUAUCUAUAUCCUCCUUAUCCUCUUCUGAGAAAAAUGAUCUGAGUGAAGACUUUAGUGAUGACUUCAUAGAUUUAGAAGAUCCCAAUAGAACAAUAAAAUUCAAAGAAGAGGACAUUCCUGUUCAAGAGCUGGAGCAUGGGAGUAGAGUAUCGUUAGAAGAACAUCCGUCUCUUAAAGAACGUGAAAAAACCAACUGUAAUUCCGAUGAAUGGAGGGAUAGACACGUAUCUGCAGAUGACAAGAGUGAAAGUACAAAGCAUCCAGCUGGAAACAAUGUGAUUUCCUCUGACAUGGAUUACAGAGCUGGCUCCUCCUUUGAACUUUCUCCAUCUGAUAGCUCUGAUGGGACAUACAUGUGGGAUGAAGAAGGGUUGGAGCCCAUUGGAAGCAUCCAUCCAUGUGGAAGUUAUGAUUCUUCAGAAAUGAAUAGUAUAGAUAUCUUGAACAACCUUGAUUCAUGUGAUCUGGAAGAUGAUGAUCUUAUGCUUGAUGUCGACUUACCUGAAGAUACACCCUGUGAUAAUGUGGAUUGUGAAAACAUGAACCGUUAUGAGCGGCAAGAGCGAAAUAUCAGACAGCAGAAGGAGGGGCUGUGGAAGAGGAUGCCACAACGAUGGAGUGCUCAAGACCAUUAUCAUCUUGGGCAUCCUGACCAGUAUGCCCACAGCAAAAAUGAUCUUAACAGGAGCUGCAACUAUUUAGAUCCACCUCCUGUUGGACACCUUGAAGGCUAUGCAGCACAAAGCUUGUACCCACCUCUGAGAAGUUUCCCGCCGAACACUGUGAUGUUGGAUGAAAUGACCCUUCAGCAUAUGGUUCAAGACUGUACGGCUGUGAAAACUCAGUUAUUAAAAAUGAAAAGGAUACUUCAACAGAAUGAUGAAAAUGUGUCACUCCAUAACAUCACUCUUUCACUGCCCUCAAGCCCGGAACUGCAAGAGCCUGAACUAAUUUAUAAGACUGAAGAUUUGCUGAAUGAAAUCACUCAACUUAAGGAAGAUUUAAAGAAAAAAGAUGAUACAAUCAAGCAACUAGAGCAUCGACUUUCCACAAGGUGUAACUGCAGCAACGACAGCAAGCGGACUGAAAGGGCUAUGUGUACGUUUGCUGACAAAUUCACACAGACAUCCUGGAGAAAAAGUGCUCCUCAAAUACUACAGCCUUCCAGUCUCCUUCCCCGUUUCACAGACCUCACCCAGGGAAAACUAACAAAAAUAUCACGCAUCGCGGCCCACAAUGAACAUCUCAAUCAAGACGAUCUGCAGCAGGGUGGCCAAGAAUAUCAACAUGCUGCAAAUGGCUCCUGUGCCAGUAGCCUAGAUGAACUGAGCACUUUAAAUACACAAUUGAAUGAGAAAAAGUCAGAGGAAAAUGCACAUUCCGUCAAGAAUGUUAAAAUUAGAGAGAAACCUAAAGACCUGACUGAUAGAAAAAUGAAUACACUACAUUCUCAUCCCUCUUUUUCAUCAUCAGCUAUCAAAAUGAAUGCUCGAGGGGGGCAAACCAAACCAGUUCUAAAAACCAGUUGCUCACGGACUAACCAGGCUUUGCUGCCAAAGACUUCAAGAGCUACCAAACUCCCAAAGCAGAAUGCUUUAGUGCCUCCUUCAGUACCUGUAGCAGAAGCAGCUUCUUCGAAUAGCACCUUUGCUUCAAAAGAUCCUGAGCUGCUGCGACCAAGUAGUGCAGCACAACCACAGUCUGUAUCCAGUCAGUUUGAUUUAUGUAAUAAGAGCCAGAGAAACUCCAAACUUCGUCCUCCUGCCAUUUCCUUUAAUCCCAAGCCAGUGACAAACCCAAAAGUCAUGAUGCCUCCUGAGCAUCAGAACCCCUCAUCACAGACAAACCACUCAAGACAAACGAUGCAAGCGAAGGAAAAUAUACAGCAUCAAGAUUCAAGUGUCCAACCUGGGGAACGUUUGAGUUCUAGUCGGCAGUCCCGCCUCCCUAAACCAAAGACAUAUUGAAAGUAUAAUUUUCAUAUGCACAUUUCAAUGUCCUGUAUUAUGAAGCUGCUUAUCAUCAUCCGUUCUUCUCUUGGUCACGAUCCUUCGUCAAAAACAUAUAACUAUUAAAGACUGCAUUUCCUCUGAUUCCAACCUGUUCUGUUCUAAUCACUCUUAAUUUUGUGCCAUCUAGAAAUUCUUCAAAACAUGGUCCAUAAAGGCCUUUACCCACUAAUUGCAGUGACCCUACCUUCCUUUAAAGAUAGCUUGGCUUAAUAGUAAAGUUUGCAAUGAUAACUGGUUGCCAGACCAUUUCUAUCAGUUGGACAGGUUACUUUCUGGGAAAUCUAUUUAUAUUUAUUUGGAACACUGAAUAAUAAUAGGUGGCUAAGGCUACAGUUUUGGUUCUGAUAUAUUUAAUUAUAAAUGAUGGAGAAAUUAUACAGAGCUGGUCUUUUUUAUCUCUAUCCUCAGCCAUAAUUCUGACUCUGUAUCUCAGAAGCCUAUGCAAAAUGCUCCUAUUUAUAACAACACCCAACCCAAAACUUUCUAGAAAAAAUGUAUAUUUAGAGUUUGAGCUUUUUUUUUCCAUUUUGUUUUGGCCAGGGUGAUCUCCAGACUGCUUUUUGCUUCUUUGAUCUAUAUUCACUAUUCACAAAAUUUCACUGGGUGAAAUGGAUCUUGAUUUUAUUUAAGUAUCAGUUCAUUCAUGUCUUGUAUAUAAUCUGUAAAAUGCUCCUGUGUUCUACAGGUAUUGUGGUAUAAAAGAAACCUAAUUUUUAGGAUACAUGUCCAAAAUCCCUUUUUCAUAUAGACUCUUGUGAAAUGGUAUAUGAUGUAACUCUGGGAAUAAUGCUCCAUAUUGAAGAUUUUGACACACAUUCUUCCUUUUAGAGAUUAACUUUAUUACAACAGUAUUAAUUGAUUUCUGUUGCUCCUGUGAGUCUCAAGGAGGCAACUCGAAAUGUUUGCCAUAUGUUUUUUGUAAUAAAAGUUUUUCCUUUAAAAGCUCCAUAAAACAUGCACACAUUCUCUCUCAAUCUCUCUCCCCCCCCAUAAUAGAAAUGUUAUCUUUCAGUAAUUAAUAUUACUGAUUUUCUGAUGAGUCUUUUAGAGAUAUUCUGUACUAAGAGCCUUGCAGUCAGAUGGCACAAAGUGUAGAUAUAGGCCCACAAAUCAAGCAUGCAUUGAAGUGUUGAAAGAAAAAUAAUCCAAAACAAAGCCAAACACAAAUACCUUUUAAACAUAUAUCUAUAUCAUAUUGUGAUAUCAGCUGGAGAAAAAUUAGAAAUGGCAAUAUCAAAUGCUGUUUUUUUGUAGCGAUAAAUGAAGUUAUUGUUGAGGACACUGUGAUAGUGGGUUUGAGCCUUUGUUGGUCAACCAGUGAGAAAAGAAUUUAAUUUAGAGCAUUUGUAGCUCUGACUCUUCUUAAGUCAAACAUAGUUGCCUCUCAAAAGGGAUGUUGAAUAUAUAUAUAUAUACACACCAAAUUUAGUCCCUUAAUGAUAAGACUGAACUAGCAUUUGCUUUAUAACACCCAAGUAUCUACAUGUCAUUAAAAUUUGCAAGGAUGUGCAGUAAAGUGUUCUUAGUUGCUGCUCUCAGCUGCACAAUACUUUGCUCAUGAAUUACCAUAUGACUUGCAGAGUUCAGUUGCCUUAAAGUGAUAACUGAUGGGAUAACGUGACAGCUAAGUUUUAUAAUGUACAGCUGUUUUCUAUUGUAGCGGUACUUCUACAAAUCUUGGAUAUCAGUGAGAUACAGACCAACUUACUGAUUCAUGUAGCGUAACUAGGGCUGACUAAACCGAACUCUUUAUACUGAGUAUGUCUGUAUAGAUGUGAUAGACUACUUGUUUAGAGCAUGCAGUUCUGCCUUAGAUGUUAUGGCAGCUAUUGUAUCAUUUUAAGUA
This is a messenger RNA of Anolis sagrei ordinatus, 5313 nucleotides long. RefSeq names its product coiled-coil serine rich protein 2 (gene CCSER2). The record is from RefSeq and is a predicted model, not a curated record. Gene Ontology annotation, molecular function: microtubule binding. NCBI's taxonomy places the organism in Eukaryota, Metazoa, Chordata, Lepidosauria, Squamata, Anolidae. Gene Ontology annotation, biological process: microtubule bundle formation. Gene Ontology annotation, cellular component: microtubule cytoskeleton.